AUGGCUGCCUCGGUGACCUUUCAGGCCUCCCUCAUACAACCAAAACCCACUCUCUCUUCCAAAACCCUGCAAAACCCUCGACCUACUUUCAUUUCUAUUCCUUCUACUACCAUCUCACAAGUGAGAUUUGGUGUCAAAUUGGGAAAUGGGUUCGCCGCAAAAGCUUCAAUGGCUGUCUCUGAAACAUAUUCGAAGCCUCCCGCCUCUGAAAAGAGGGUCAACAAUCCCAUCAUUGUCAUUGACAAUUAUGAUAGCUUUACCUACAAUCUUUGCCAGUAUAUGGGAGAGUUGGGAUGUCUCUUUGAAGUCUAUCGAAACGAUGAACUAACUGUUGAUGAACUAAAAAGGAAAAAUCCCAGAGGAGUGCUAAUCUCUCCGGGGCCAGGCACGCCCCAAGAUUCUGGAAUAUCUUUGCAAACUGUAUUGGAGCUGGGGCCCGUUGUACCCUUAUUUGGUGUUUGCAUGGGUUUGCAGUGCAUUGGGGAGGCUUUUGGAGGGAAGAUUGUCCGUUCUCCUUUCGGUGUCAUGCAUGGGAAGAGCUCGCCUGUAUAUUAUAACGAGAAAGGGGAAGAUUUGUUUUCUGGAUUAUCGAACCCUUUUACUGCUGGCAGAUAUCACAGUCUUGUAAUUGAUAAGGACAGUUUUCCUAGUGAAGAACUUGAGGUUACAGCAUGGACAGAGGAUGGACUGAUAAUGGCUGCUCGUCACAAGAAAUAUAGGCAUCUUCAAGGGGUUCAGUUCCAUCCUGAAAGUAUCAUAACUUCUGAAGGCAAGACAAUUGUGCGUAACUUUAUCAAAUUGAUAGAGAAAAGAGAGUCUGAAUCAGAGAAUUGA
This is a messenger RNA of Prunus armeniaca (apricot), 834 nucleotides long. Lineage: Eukaryota; Viridiplantae; Streptophyta; Magnoliopsida; Rosales; Rosaceae. The record is from the annotation of a GenBank genome assembly.